Serinus canaria (Common canary) is the source of this 5700-nucleotide messenger RNA. RefSeq names its product low density lipoprotein receptor class A domain containing 3 (gene LDLRAD3). Gene Ontology annotation, biological process: receptor-mediated endocytosis. Gene Ontology annotation, molecular function: protein binding. NCBI's taxonomy places the organism in Eukaryota, Metazoa, Chordata, Aves, Passeriformes, Fringillidae. The transcript is spliced from 6 exons. The record is from RefSeq and is a predicted model, not a curated record. The coding region runs from base 79 to 1128 and encodes 349 amino acids. Gene Ontology annotation, cellular component: plasma membrane.
GCCGCUCCCCGCCGCAGGCUCCGUCGGGCCGGACUGGCGGAGCAGCCCCGAAGUUUGCGGGGCGGCCGGCGCGGGGCCAUGUGGCUGCUGUGGUUGCUGCUGGGCUCGGCGGACAGCCAACUGUUGCCUGGGAAUAACUUCACGAAUGAAUGCAACAUUCCUGGAAACUUCAUGUGCAGCAAUGGACGCUGUAUCCCAGGGACCUGGCAAUGUGAUGGGCUGCCAGACUGCUUUGAUGACAGUGAUGAGAAGGAAUGCCCAAAAGCCAAGUCCAAAUGUGGUGCCACGUUCUUCCCCUGCGCCAGCGGGAUCCACUGCAUCAUUGGCCGCUUCCGGUGCAACGGCUUCGAGGACUGUCCCGACGGCAGCGAUGAGGAGAACUGCACAGCAAAUCCCUUGCUUUGCUCUACUGCCCGAUUCCACUGUAAAAAUGGUCUUUGCAUUGAUAAAAGCUUUGUGUGCGACAGUCAAAAUAACUGCCAAGACAACAGCGAUGAAGAAAGCUGUGAAAGCCCUCAAGAGGCAGGGAGCGGCCAAGAUUACGUGACCUCUGACAAUCAGCUGCUUUACUACCCAAGCAUUACCUACGCCAUCAUUGGCAGCUCUGUCAUUUUCGUGCUCGUGGUGGCCUUCCUGGCCUUGGUGCUGCACCACCAGCGCAAGCGCAACAAUCUGAUGACGCUGCCGGUGCAUCGCCUGCAGCACCCCGUGCUGCUGUCCCGCCUGGUGGUCCUCGACCACCCGCACCACUGCAGCGUCACCUACAACGUCAACAACGGCAUCCAGUACGUGGCCAGCCAGCCCUACCACAGGCCAGUGGAGCUGGACUCCCCGCCAUCCUACUCAGAGGCCGUGCUCGACCAAAGCAGACCACCUUGGUUUGACCUUCCUCCUCCACCUUAUUGUUCUGAGUCUGAAUCCCCUAAUCAGCCAGACCUUCCUCCUUACCGCUCUCGGUCGGGAAGCUUGGCCAGCACAGACACCCCCGUGGCAGAAAGUCCUGUGGGCACAUCCGACAGCUGGACGAGAGACGUCCGUGGCAGCGUGGAUGGGCACAGAACUCUGCUGGAGAGGACAGUAGAUCAGAGUGAUCCUCUGGUCAGCCACACUGCUGAAAGAGAAGUGUAACUGCUCUGGUAGUUGGGAUGGCCAGAAGGCAUUUACUGUGUCUGUGUGGGUUAAUCUGCUGUGGCUAAUAGGUUUCAGGGGGACAUGUGUCUGAAUGAUGACUUGCUUUGAAUUCACACUGAGUUAAUAUUUGAAUUCAGCGGUUUGGGUUCAUCGAAGGUAGAGCAAGGAGAACUAAACCUAGAGUCCCAUCAGCUCUCCACAGUGUUUCUGUGAGCAAGUUCUGGUUCAGACGAGUAAGAGAAACAUCAGUGCUUUGUCAAAAGAACUGAUGCGGUGUAUUUAUUGGACUGCUUACUGUAUAUGAAUGUAUAUAUGUGUGUGUAUCAUAUUUACAGAAGUUGCACGGGAGAACUCUGCCAGAAGGACUUUUUUUCAGACUGCCUUCCAUCCUCUCAACGUGGGAGCUGUUUGUUCUUACUGUCUGGUGCCAACUGGUGGUCACUGAAGCACAUGAGAGGCACUCAUGCUGCUUGGAGGUCCGGUGCCCAAUGCCAGUCUCCUGGCAGUGCCCAAAUUACAGAACGUCUGCUAUUGACCCAUCUCUACAUGGCCUGGAAUGUUCUCACUGUGAAAGAGGUUUAAGCUUGUGAGGAUGCAACAACUAAGUCAGUUUUUUUUUUUUUUUUCCCCAGAUGCCAGUAUCUAGGCCAAAUUUGCAUGGGUUGUCUCAGCAACACCACAAAGGUUGGCUUAUCUGUCAAAUGUCAGGGCUGAGUUGAGUACACAGGUGCUGAAGCUUCUCAAAACAACAGAGCAGGGCUUCUUUUCCUGUGUGGCAUAGCAUUAUUCAAUGUAUUCCCUUUUAAAAAAAACCCACAACUGAACAACGAAACAAACUCCCGAAUUGUUCCAGCAAAAUCUUCAAUACCAAAACUGCUGUGAGGCAAAUACCCAGCACAGAAAGCUUUAAUGUCAAUAAGUAUUUUGCUAUAUUUGUAAAAUACCUGAAAGCAGGUCAUGCCGUGAAAGGCUUGGUAUCCCAUCUACAGCCUAUGUGUAAACAGGCAUGGAUACCUACCUGUGUGUAGGUACAUAGUGUAUCACUUGGGUUUAGUUCUGCUACACCACGAAAACUCUAGUGUAAAAGUUUUGGUUUUGAUAAGCUCAUUGGUUUUCACAGGGUUUGCAUUAUUCACAUUAAUUUGGUUGAAAUUGUAACUUCUGCAGCAGAACUAUUUAUGUCUGUUCUGUGGUAAGUCUUGUAAUGGUCUCCUGUCAAUUGUGUUUCAGUGCACCUUGUUGAAUCACCAUGUGAAAGCACCUCUGAGGUUACAGGUAUUUAGAGAAGCAGGAGGGAAGGAGCUGUGAAUUUAAAUGCCACUGCAGUGCCGUACUUGUGCUCCGUAUACAGAAAACAGUGCAGUGUCUUCCUCUUGUCUGGGGGGAAAUUUGCCUUGAAAAAUUAUUUGUGUUUGUCUAUCCCACAUUUCCCACUCUUUCUAUGUAAAAAAGAACAGUGUCAUUAAACAGACCUUGCAGUUUAAAGGAAGUGAAGGAAGCUGACUGCCCACACCUUCUGCUUUCUUCCUUCCCAUCUUUGUAAGGUAGAUUCUUUUAGAUUCUUUAACCUUUUUGCCCAAAGGUUACAUGCUCAGAACCCAAAAAUCUGGAGUGCAAGUAAGGCAGCAACUCCAGUUCGGUCUCAGUUCUCAUAAAUACAACUGAGUUUUUAGGGAGAGAGUUAGGGUGGUGUUGUUUUUUGAGUUGGGGUUUGGGUUUUUUUUGUUUUUUUUUUUCAUUUCCAGCUUUGGAGUCUGUUGUCACAAUAUGCAAGAGGCAGGGACCAGAUAGAUUUACAAGCACAGGUCAUUCCAGUACUGAGGACAUGGUGGGGAGUCCUGGAGAAUUCUAAUGCUGAUGGGCUAGGCUGACUUUGGAAGCAGAUUAAGGGCAGCUUUCAUUACAAGCUUAGGCAGCCUGUGGUGAGGUGCAUUGGUGAAGAUGCUCCUAGGUCCUAGCAAAGUAAUAUACAAGAGUGACUCAGAUUUUAUCCUUGCUGAGAACUCAAGCAAUGUAAUUAUGCUGUCCUGCACAAAGCAGGAUUUAGCUUUAUUACUGACUGACCAAGGUCAUAGGCAGACUGUUGUCAUUACACAGAGCAGACAGCUAUUUAUUUUACAGGUAGAUCAGACUCAGGUAUAUGAAUGAGUUAAUAGUACAGAUGGGUGCAGGGGUAUCUCCUGUGAUCACUGGACCCUGCUGUCCCUCUUGCCUUUCAAUAAGGUUCUGCUUGGCCUCUGUAAGAGAGCUGUGUUAUGCUGUAUCAGAAUUAACCUUAAUGGUUUUCUGUUACAGUUUUAUAAACUUUAUAUUUGCCUUGAAAACACACCACUGAAGAGUUUGCAGUAGUUUCAUUGUAAUUAGGUAUCUUUUUUAUUUUAAAGUUGCCUAAAGCUGUAUUAGUGAAACUUAAUCUUUGUGUCCACUACCCCUCAAACAAGCCUUCCACAGGGGAUUGCAUUUCACCAUGUGUAUUCUAAGACACCAGAGGGUGUGCAGCCCAAAUCCUGUGUGCCUACGGCAUCUGAAAAACAUUGCCUCACAUUGCUAAGAAGAAGAAAAGAGUGAAUAUAGCCUGUUUCUUCUGUUUUGUGUCAGUCACUGUCAUAUAUGUACAUAUAUAUAUUAAAAAAAAAGAUACUCUUUCAGGUUGUAUAUAUUUGGUAGCUUUUGCAUUAAGAUAAUUCGUUUGGACUUUACCAAAAAAAAAAAAAAAAAGAAAAAACAUUCUUAAUGGUGUGAUGUUUUCCCUUCCAGCUAAGGGUGUAUUUAUCUUUGUAUAUGAGUUGUCUAGUUUUUGAGAACAACUUAAAAGGAGAUUGUGCCUUUCUGUUUGAAUGUUGGUUGGAAAAUCUGUUACCUGCAUUUCUGGACAUAUAAUUGUCUAGAGAUCCAGAAAGAGCAACAAGUCUUGUCUUCCUCUUCCUUGUUACUUAUGGGGACCACUGAACUUAAAGGAAUACAGCAAUUCUUGUUCCAAAAAGGUGUGCUAAAACUUGGGGUGGCUCAUCUUACUCCAGUUUUCUGGUGUGUAGAACAGGUUUGCUAGGCUGGUUUCUUUGGAAAUUGCUGUAGUAUCACACAGAAAUUGUUUAUGGUGUAUCACUUCUAGUGUGUUCAUGCAGCAUUACGCUGCAUUAUUCAGUGGAAUCUUUGGGAAACGUGCUAAUGAAAUUAAAUAUUUCAUUGAAAAUCCUGCAGCUUGUAGGGCUGAAGUUAAAUGUUCAUCCAAUACCUUGUUGGUAGGGUUUCUUUUCGGUAGCAGGUAAAACUGGAAUUGAUCAUCCUAUUGUUUGCAAUCGUUCUUAACCUUUUAGUUUGGUGUUAGUCAUCCAAGAGUUUUUCUUUCUACUUAAUAUUUAAACAAAUGGAUGUUAUUCCAAAGAUUUAUUCUUAAAAAAGUAAAUCCAAUUAAAGUUCUCUUCAAGAGCCAAAUUCUGUUUCCACAUCUGUACUGAAUGGUGGCCACUGAAUUGCGUAGUUCUCAGUGCAGCUAUUAAUACAUUUGAACAAAAGAGUUUGAAGAAAUGAUUACUUGACUUAAAUGAAGGCAUGUCAGAAAGGUCGUUUAAAUACAAACAAAUAAAUAAAAUCGAGGAGCUUCAUCGGUAACCUCUGCUGAAAUCAGUGUGCUGUGUAUUUAAAAUGAAGCCAUUAGUGAUUCUGCUUGAUAGUAAUCUGAAGUUCCUUGUAAGGCAAAUUGCCAUUUACCUCUCUGAUAUUGGAAAUGGAAAACUGGCUGUGAUGCUUUUAAAAGAGAGCCUAUGAAUAAUUUUCUUGGCUCUUGUCUGCAGUGACAUAUACAAAAACACUGACUGCAUUGGAAUUUUUAAAUAACUGCAUUUCUUCUUCCUCUGCUUUUAAGCCAAAUGAGUUUUAUUUACACCACUUCACUUUGAUACAGCUAAUAGGGCCCUUGUGAUAGAUUUAGAAACUGAGUGGAGGAAAGAGAUGACUCUCACUUUAAUUAAUGCUGCAGCUUGUUAAUCUUGUGCUCUUUCCUUUUAGACAUCAUAGCAAAGACAAAUGGUUUUAGUAGAUAAGGAAAACUAUUAACGAUGAAAAGGAUGGAGGGACACUGAUUCUGAUUUUUAAUGAAUAUUUAAAAUUGUAUCAAUGAAGAAAAAAAUUAAUGCUGUGUUUUUAAUGUGGUGAUCAAAUGACAAGUACUGUUUUUAACUGUUGCUUAUUGGAAGCUACUUUGCAUAUAAUGCCUGGAACUAAAAUUGUAAGACAAGGGCUUUUCUUGCAGUUCUUACUAGAUCUGCAGUAUUUUUUAAUUAAACAAGGUUAUAUUACACCCAUGGACUAAAAUAUGGACUACAGGAAGAAUUUCAAUACUGUGCUGGAUUCUGCUUGAAUGUAUCCCAGUACAGGACUGUGGCCUUCAUUUGUCUUUUUUUUUCUUUCGGCUUUGAGGGGUUUUGUCAACUUGAAGUGAGACGUCACUUAAAUGCUUUAAAAGAGGUUGUAUGUUGAACCUUGUCUUAAACUUUUGUAAACUGGAAAUCUUCAAAAAUGUAUUCUGUAUUCCUGAAUAAAAUUGGUGUUUUAAUACUGUUCACACAA